Triticum urartu is the source of this 2423-nucleotide messenger RNA. NCBI's taxonomy places the organism in Eukaryota, Viridiplantae, Streptophyta, Magnoliopsida, Poales, Poaceae. The record is from RefSeq and is a predicted model, not a curated record.
CCUUGGAUCCCCCUAUCUUUCUUUACCGCGACCGGUCUGCGGUGCCGUGUGUGCUAGCCAGCGGCGUGUUCUCUUUCUCGUCCGAUCCCGUGAUUUUUUGGCGCGGGUUGCCAAUAUCCCCGGAGGGGGUAGGGGCGGCGGCCUGCGAUGUAAACGAGAGAAGCGAGAUUGGGAGCAGGGGAGCGACGGGCCUGCGGGAAUCGUCAGUGACUGCUCAUUACAGGAGCGGCGGACUGGACGACGCGGCCGGGCGGAGUCCGGGGAAUCUGCAGUGAAACCAGAUUCGCGAGUGCCCGGCUGGAUUAAGAGGCAUUGGUUGUGUUUUAGCUGACAUUAGGCUUCGAUUUGACAAGUAGAAAACUGAAAAGGUGUUAUUGCUAGAUUUGCAUACUGUGCUGCUGCGAAAGGUGUCACCACAUGGCUGCCAUUGGCAUUUUUGGCUGCCAAGAAAAUCCUAGAGUGCAUUGCGAGUGAAGGGAUACUUUUUUUCUUUGGAAAAUUCACCCGUACAAAUUCUGAACUGAAUCACUGUGAUGGCGCCAGAAAAGAAUUCUGAACUGAAUCGCUGUGAUGGCACGAGAAAAGAAUUCCGAACUGAAGGUAAAUGAUGUUGCCCUGAAAAUUCUGAACUGAAUCCAUGUCGUUGUUGUGGUUUUAGCUGUUUUCGGUGUGCUGUCAAAAGUCUACUGCUAGAAUGUGGGGUCGAGGAUAAUUUGCACCUACUAGAACUCUGUGCAGAAACACAGAUAAAUAGCGAGCAUCCAUUUUUGUAGAAAACAAUCUCAGUCUACACAACAUAAAUAUCAUACUCUGCUAGGUAGUAUCAAGAGCUGGCUAAGCAAGGGCUGCCGCAAAGCCAACGGACAACCACAAUAUUUCUUCUGACUGUAAAAAACCGGCACCAAUGCCCCCCUUGACCUCACAGUUCUAGCAGCAGACGGAAAACAGCAAAAAGCAGCAGAUCGGUUGUGCGUGGACUCCGGUCCAGGAAAAAUGCGGGGCAACAAGACCGUACAAGACCAUUCCCGGUCCCUGCAUUCAUGGACACUGGACAAGCAACAGUGCCAGUGUUCAAUAUUGUUGCCACCAAAAGCAAUACAAUGCUCAAUAUGGCUGCGGGCAUAUAUCCUGAGGGGCACCAAUGGCUCAGAUAAUGAUACCGUAUGAUAGUACGAGCCACAUUGAAUUUUCGGGGAAGGGGAAGGUGGUGGCGAUCACCAUAGGUAGACCUGCGCUGAUGCCUGGUGCGCGCGAUUCCACUAUGCAUCACUCAGUGGUGGAGGAAGAAGGGAAGCCGUCGAAGGAGCUGCCUGUGGAAACACUGAAUACUGUGAAGAGGAAAAGGCAAUCAACUUAUGUCCAAAAUGCCGAGUCUCGCACUACUUCGGGGAAGGAGAAGGUGGUGGCGAUCACCACGGGUGAGCCUGCGCUGAAAUCUCGUGUGCGCGAUUCCACUACGCAUCCGCAAAAGGUUCAGAAGGAGAAGAAUGGACGCAAAAAUGGUUCUAAGAAGAUGAAGUUGGUGGAGGAAGAAGGGAAGCCGUCGAAGGAGCUGCCUGUGGAAACACUGAAUAUUGUGAAGAGGAAAAGGAAAUCAAGUAAUGUACAAAAUGCCGAGUCUCGUACUGCUUCGGAAUUACAUGGUGUUGUAUGGCCAACCCAUAUCAUGGAGAGGCCAGAUUCUGAAUUCAAGGAAAAGUUGAUGCGUCUUCUCCGCAAACCAUUUAGCCAGGGAGAAUGUGAUACGCUGCUUGACAAGGCUACGACUCGCCCUCCGGCAACAAUGAAAAGGCAAACACGCGGUGGCGUGAAGUACUACAACUCUGAACAUGAAAGGCAACCAUCAUAUUUUGAUGGUCACCCAGAUCUUGCGAAACAAGUACGUGUAGAAAGCACCAGCAAACCCAACCAGUUAGCUCUGUUGCGUGGAUUUUUCUUCUGGAUGGAGAAUAUUGCGCAUCACGACCAAUUCAGGCCAUGGAGAGAUGAUUUCAAACAGUACAAAGUUACUAUGGUAGAAAUAGAAUGAGAUCACAAACAGAAUUACAGAAGAGUUUGUGCUUUCCCGAUUGAGGUGGCAAAGCCCCAGUUUCUCCUUGUUUUACUAGUUUGGUCUCCAGUGUGCAUCUUACACUGGUUGCUAUUGUUAUUUUGUCUCCAAAAACGUAGAGCUGAUGCUACCAGAAACUAGUAGCAUAUCACUCCCCAAAAUCAAUUAUCUUCAGACAGGGGUAUACCAUAGUUUGCUCAGCCUUUUCUUUCAGACAGAAGGUUUAUGGACGACAAUGUAUUGUUUUUAUAUGUGCAACUGCGGUCAUAACGUUGGAGUGCUCCCUGGUUCAUGCAUCUUUCAGACAGAAGCCUUUGGAUGGGAAAACCACUCUCUAGCGGAGUUAUAUACAUCAUUUUCUUUGAGUGAAAUA